AUGGUCUCCCUGUUCUCGGGCCGCGUCCUGAUCCGCAACAACAGUGACCAGGACGAGCUGGACACCGAGGCGGAGCUGAGCCGCCGGCUGGAGAACCGGGUGGUGCUGCUGUACUUCGGCGCCGGGGCCUGUCCGCAGUGCCAGGCCUUCGCGCCCGUCCUCAAGGACUUCUUCGUGCGGCUCACAGACGAGUUCUACGUGCUGCGGGCGGCCCAGCUGGCCCUGGUUUAUGUGUCUCAGGAUCCCACGGAAGAGGAGCAGGACCUGUUCCUCAGGGACAUGCCGGAGAAGUGGCUCUUUCUGCCCUUCGAGGACGACCUGAGGAGGUGA
Molecule: messenger RNA, 330 nt
Organism: Carlito syrichta (Philippine tarsier)
Lineage: Eukaryota; Metazoa; Chordata; Mammalia; Primates; Tarsiidae
Gene: NXNL1
Product: nucleoredoxin like 1
Exons: 1
Coding region: 1-330 (109 amino acids)
Biological process (GO): photoreceptor cell maintenance
Cellular component (GO): mitochondrion
Source: RefSeq, a predicted model, not a curated record